This is a messenger RNA of Mesitornis unicolor (brown roatelo), 1449 nucleotides long. Its product is annotated as importin subunit alpha-5-like. Gene Ontology annotation, cellular component: cytoplasm; nucleus. Gene Ontology annotation, molecular function: protein binding; nuclear import signal receptor activity. The annotation marks the transcript as partial. Gene Ontology annotation, biological process: NLS-bearing protein import into nucleus. The record is from RefSeq and is a predicted model, not a curated record. The transcript is spliced from 10 exons. NCBI's taxonomy places the organism in Eukaryota, Metazoa, Chordata, Aves, Mesitornithiformes, Mesitornithidae.
AUGAGCAAGUUCAAGAACAAGGGCAAGAACUCAGAUGCCCUGCGGAGGCAGAGAGUGGAGGUGAGCGUUGAGCUGCGAAAGGCCAAGAAGGAUGAGCAGAUCCUGAAGCGCAGGAGUGUUUCGUUCAGUUUGGAUGAGAGUGUCUCUCCGGGAGAAGACAAAAAGAGUGAGCAAGGGGUAAUUAACGAACUGUCCUUGGACGAUAUCGUGGAAGCCUUGAAUGGGAGCAAUGAGGAGCUGCAGCUGGAGGCCACGCAGGCGGCCAGGAGGAUGCUGUCCAGGCAGAAGGACCCCCCCAUCAACCAGGUCAUCAAGCUGGGGAUCAUCCCCAGGCUGGUUGAGUUCCUGAGCCGCGCUGACAACGCUGCUCUGCAGUUCGAAGCAGCCUGGGCUCUGACUAACAUCGCCUCUGGCACCUCUGACCACACCAAGGCGGUGGUGGACGGCGGUGCCAUCCCGGCCUUCAUCUCCCUGCUGUCCUCCCCGUACAUGCACAUCAGUGAGCAGGCUGUGUGGGCACUGGGCAACAUUGCUGGUGAUGGCCCUAUGUAUAGAGAUGUUCUUAUCAACUGCAGUGUGAUUCCUCCCUUGCUGGCUCUGGUGUCACCUAUAACUCCAGUUGGGUUCCUGAGGAACAUCACAUGGACGCUCUCAAACCUCUGUAGGAACAAGAACCCCUACCCUCCUGCGGAUGCUGUGAAAAAGAUGCUGCCAGUGCUCGUCUAUCUCCUGCUCCAUGAUGACAAGGACAUCAUUUCUGACUCCUGCUGGGCCAUGUCCUAUCUGACCGAUGGCUUCAAUGACCGCAUCCAAACUGUGGUGGAUACAGGGAUUCUCCCAAGGCUGGUGGAGCUCUUGUCCAGCCCAGAGUUGACCAUUUUGACUCCAGCUCUCCGUGCUGUUGGGAACAUAGUCACAGGCACUGACCAGCAGACCCAGGAAGUGAUCAGUGCUGGUGCCCUGACUGUCCUGCCCAGCCUCCUGCGGCACGCGAAGCCGACUAUCCAGAAGGAAGCUGCGUGGAUGCUCAGUAACAUCGCAGCGGGGUCUUGCCAGCAGAUUCAACAACUCAUCACUCAUGGGUUAUUGCCACCUCUGGUGGAGCUGCUUGAGAAGGGAGACUUCAAAGCUCAGAAAGAAGCUGUGUGGGCAGUGGCCAACUUCAUAAUGGGAGGCACCGUGGAGCAGGUGGUGGAGCUCCUCCAGGCCGGGGUCCUCAAACCUCUGCUCAACCUGCUCUCAGCCCAAGACAGCAAAACAAUCCUGGUCAUCCUGGAUACCAUUUCAAAUCUCUUCCUGGCAGCUGAGAGGCUGGGAGAGACGGACAGGCUGUGUCUGCUGGUGGAAGAGCUCGACGGCCUGGAGAAAAUUGAAGCCUUGCAAAACCAUGAGAACAACAUGGUCUACCAUGCUGCACUGCAAAUCAUAGAGAAAUACUUUUCUGGUGAG